AUGGCUAUCUCGGCGACACCGACAGUGACGAGCGCACCACCCGAGCUGAUCGCAGCCUCAUCAGCGAUACUACCCGGCCUGAGACUCAUUGACCCGAAGAGGCUCGAUCCGCGAAGCGACGGAGAGAUUGCUGCGUGGCUCCGGCAGCCGCACCCUAUCACCUCCGACAAGAAUGUCUGGGCAUUCUGGCAUUCCGGUUUUAUAAACCUGCCCCCCUGGGUUCAGCGCAACAUAAUCGGCUGGGUUCGACGGCUUGGACCUGAGUGGACUGUCCACGUCGUCGAUCACGUGCAGGGCUCCGACACAAACGUCACUCACUACGUAGAAAGCUCCUACUUCCCUGAUUGUUUCAAUAACCACACCAUGGAUGGCCCUACGGUUGGAGCACAUUCGGGGGACUUGGUUCGAUUACCCCUCGUUUGGAAGUACGGCGGUGUGUGGCUGGACGUAGGUACAUUCCUGUUUCGAUCUAUCGACGACAUCUGCUGGAAGCAGAUCGAAGACCCUGCCACUCCUUAUGAGAUAGCAGGCUUUGUGAUUGAGAUGCGGCCAGGCGUGGAUUGCAUGCUCAAUGGUUUCGUUGCUGCGAAGAGGCACAACCCAUUCAUCAAACGCUGGCAUGACAUUUACUUGGCGUUGUGGGAAGAGGUGAGCAACGCGCACGGUUUCCACAAGCAUCCCCUCUUGCGACACCUCCCCCUUCUGAACCCGCCCGUGCAGAAGCUCAACUGCCCUGACCUGAAUGUGAUGAUGGAGUCGUUCAGUGAUUAUCUGGCUGCCUUUAUGUGUUUCGAACGGUUGCGCAAGCUGAUCGAUCCGGCCGACGGCUUCAAUGGCCCCGAGUAUUACUCUAAUCACAUGUUGCUGUUCCCUGCGCUGCAGGAGACGUACUACUUCCAGCAGCAGACUAACUGGUCUGGAACUCGUCAGUUCGAGCUCCUCACAGCGAGACGGACAGGCGAGGGUGUAGUGAAGGACGAGAAAUGGCAAGCGGCCGAGAAGUUUGUCACCGACGCUCUCGCAAACACUGCUACCAUGAAGUUGUCCCACGGUCCGCCUGACGCCUUGAACUCGUUCUUAGCUGACCUGUGGGACUCCAAGGAACACCAAGACAAGGAUAACAUAGACGGCACGUUUGCCGCAUACCUGAGAUAUGGCAGCGUGCACUUUGAACAGACGCGCGAGAUGGUACCUGUCAAGAUGGAUUGGCCGUCCGAGGAGAUUCUAACUUGUGGCGUGCUUGAGCCAAAACACAUAGACUAGAGAGACUUCAUAUCGCGAGUUCAGUCCAAUUCUUCGAUAGAACCUUAGAUGUUUGAUUUAAUUUAAUGAGAGUAUUGACCCAGCAAUGAAAUGCUGAUUGUGUUACAGAGUAAAUGACCGCUGCGAAUGGUAAAAAACUGAUUUGUACGUGUAGUGCCCUGCGCUCCUAUUGUUGUGCCAUGCGCGAAGGGCUAAAGAUGAUAAAUAGUCACAGGUUGAAGGGGGGGGACGAAAUGGGAAAGGAAAGUAUUUACAGUCUUCCGCUCGCUCUCAUCACAUAUAGUACACUCUUCACAGCUAACCCUAAGAUCCUCAUACCUUUUCAUUAAUCAACGUACGACAAGUCAAUCAGAACCUCUCUUUUCUCAUUUACUUGACUGCUAUCCAGGUAUCGACGGGAGUAGUAA
This is a messenger RNA of Xylaria bambusicola, 1670 nucleotides long. Its product is annotated as capsular polysaccharide synthesis protein-domain-containing protein. NCBI's taxonomy places the organism in Eukaryota, Fungi, Ascomycota, Sordariomycetes, Xylariales, Xylariaceae. The transcript is spliced from 3 exons. The record is from RefSeq and is a predicted model, not a curated record. Gene Ontology annotation, molecular function: glycosyltransferase activity. The coding region runs from base 1 to 1263 and encodes 420 amino acids.